Messenger RNA from Pistacia vera, 1922 nucleotides. Its product is annotated as protein CHUP1, chloroplastic. The record is from RefSeq and is a predicted model, not a curated record. Gene Ontology annotation, cellular component: chloroplast outer membrane. The coding region runs from base 247 to 1902 and encodes 551 amino acids. Gene Ontology annotation, biological process: chloroplast organization. NCBI's taxonomy places the organism in Eukaryota, Viridiplantae, Streptophyta, Magnoliopsida, Sapindales, Anacardiaceae. The transcript is spliced from 8 exons.
UCCCCACUAUCCCUCCUUUGUCUUCUUCUUCAACUAGUUAUUCUAAAAUAAUGAGAACAUACACCACAUAAAACCAUCAAUUCAAACCAUCAGAGCUGGAGACCAGUUUUCAAAGUUGAAGGAUCAGAGAUAGAAACAGUGACUCGGUCUCCCCAAGCCCACGGGCUCCCACACCUCACCCUUUAACUUACCUAAAUCAGUUACAGUUGUCAUUUGUUUUAUAACUUCCAGUUUCUGAAGAACCCCAUGAACAUGAAGCAUCAUCCAUCAGAACCAGAAACGCAAACAAAACUCAACAACAUGUCACAUUCUACAACCCCAUCUCGUUUCAGACCAAACUCUAAAACCAGGCAUUCUCCGUCGCCAAAACAAGAAUCUGUGUCCCCAGAUGUAAAGACCAAUGGUAUCACUACAAAGACCAGGAGGUCUCUUGUCUUGAACAGGCCCAAAUUUUCAGAUGAUGCACUGGGAUCUCAAAAACUUGAUGAAGUCAAAGUCUUGGGUCGUUCUGUGAACCGCCCUGUUGUUGAGCAGUUUGCUAGGCCGAGAAGGCCGCGUUCUACAGACGCUUGUUCUGGGAAAAAUAAUGAAGAUGGUGUGGUGAAUGAAGUGAAGAAAGAAUUGGAGGAGAAGGUAAGUUUGAGUGAGAAUUUGGUUAAAGAUUUGCGGGCGGAGGUUGUGGCUUUGAAGACAGAAUUGGAUAAAGCACAGAGCUUGAAUGCAGAGUUGGAGAAGCAGAAAAAUAAGCUUGCUGAUGAUCUUGUUGCUGCUCAAGCUAAGAUUGUUGCACUUAGCAGCCGUGAACAGAGGGAGCCUACUGGAGAGUAUCAGAGUCCUAAAUUCAAGGACAUUCAGAAACUCAUUGCCAACAAAUUGGAACACUCAAUAGUAAGAAAGGAGGUAAUCAAAGAGACAAGUAGUAUUAAGCCACCACCAUCAGGACCAAAAUGUUCUGUUCCAAAAGCCGUGGAUGCAGAAACCAAAGCUCCAACCCAUCCUUCAAUGCUAGCACCUCCACCACCGCCACCACCACCUAGACCCCCAGCCAGAGCAGCUGCCCCCAGAAAGGCUCCUCCACUUGUACAGCUUUAUCACUCAUUAACAAAACAAGAGGGGAAGAAAGAACAAUUAGAGCCGCAGAAUCAUAAUAAACCGGCAGUUUAUAGUGCACACAGUAGCAUAGUUGGUGAAAUUCAAAAUCGUUCAGCUCAUCUGUUGGCAAUAAAAGCGGACAUUGAAACCAAAGGUGAUUUCAUCGAGAGUCUUAUCCAGAAAGUACUUGCUGCUGCUUACACAGAUAUAGAAGACGUUCUAAAAUUUGUGGAUUGGCUUGAUGCUGAACUUUCAUCACUGGCUGAUGAGCAGGCUGUGUUAAAGCAUUUCAAGUGGCCUGAGAAGAAAGCUGAUGCUAUGCGAGAAGCUGCUGUUGAGUAUCGAGAACUUAAGCUGCUGGAGAGUGAGAUCGCAUCCUAUAAGGACGACAUAAAUACUCCUUGUGGUGCUGCCUUGAAGAAGAUGGCUAGCUUACUUGACAAGUCGGAACGGAGCAUUCAAAGGCUAAUUAAAUUGCGAAAUUCUGUUAUGCGUUCUUACCAGGAUUGCAAGAUUCCAGUUGACUGGAUGCUUGAUUCAGGAAUCGUGAGCAAGAUAAAGCAAGCUUCUAUGAAGCUGGCCCAGAUGUACAUGAAGAGAGUAACAAUAGAGUUUGAAUCUGUUCGUAAUUCAGAUAGAGAAUCAACUCAAGAAGCUCUGUUGCUUCAGGGUGUGCAUUUUGCAUACAGGGCUCACCAGUUUGCAGGAGGUCUUGAUUCAGAAACAUUGUGUGCAUUUGAAGAGAUUAGGCAGCGUGUUCCAGGACACCUAGGAGGAUCUCGACAACUGUUAGCCGGCAUACCAAGCUGAUGAGAAUAACAAUAGUUUGU